Messenger RNA from Solea solea (common sole), 3217 nucleotides. RefSeq names its product bcl-2-like protein 1. Gene Ontology annotation, biological process: intrinsic apoptotic signaling pathway in response to DNA damage; extrinsic apoptotic signaling pathway in absence of ligand; negative regulation of intrinsic apoptotic signaling pathway. NCBI's taxonomy places the organism in Eukaryota, Metazoa, Chordata, Actinopteri, Pleuronectiformes, Soleidae. The record is from RefSeq and is a predicted model, not a curated record. Gene Ontology annotation, molecular function: protein homodimerization activity; protein heterodimerization activity. Bases 247 to 921 code for a protein of 224 amino acids. Gene Ontology annotation, cellular component: mitochondrial outer membrane. The transcript has 3 exons.
GGGGGCGGGACAAUGAGGCCACAGGAGUGCGCAGCUGCAGUGAUGUCCAUGUCCAUGAAGACUCUGCUCGAACAUUGACUAGUUUAUCUUCAUCACUGCGCGUCUAGAGGGAAAACUGGAUUAAAGCAGCCACGCCUCUGCAGUUUGAAGGUAAAGAGGCUGUAAUGUGACAGCCGGCUCAUGGACAGUGUGGCAGGAGAAACCAUGGGGUCUGAUUAGACUGGCUGUGUGCUGGACUUUCACAGUAUGGAGGUCGUGUUGUACAGUAACAGAGAGCUGGUCGAGUUCUUUGUAGGCUAUAAGCUGUGUCAGAGGAACUACCCCAUCUCUCUGCUGAGGCCAGAAGAUCCUGGGAAAAGAACUGAGGACGACGAGGCUGACUCGGCAGCCGGUAAUGGCCUGCUGGACAACCGCAGGGACAGGCGUGGUCAGCCAGAGCUGCCGUCACCACCACAUGGUGACAUAGAGGCCGUAAAGGCAGCUCUCCGGGACUCUGCGGAGGAGUUUGAACUGCUCUUCAAACAAGCAUUUAGUGACCUUUCCUUGAAGCUAGACAUCACUCCUGACACGGCCUACCACAGCUUCAAGUGUGUGAUGGACGAGGUGUUCAAGGACGGAGUCAAUUGGGGACGAAUCGUGGGCCUGUUUGUUUUUGGGGGGAUUCUCAGUAUGGAAUGUGUGGAGAAGAACAUGAGUGAGCUGGUUUCCCGCAUUGUGGACUGGAUGACCAUGUACCUCGAUGAACACAUCAGUCCAUGGAUCCAGAUCCAAGGAGGCUGGGACUGCUUUGCUGAGAUUUUCGGGCGAGACGGCGCUGCAGAAGCGAGGAGAUGUCGGGAGGCUGUGAGGAGAUGGCUGCUGGUUGGAGUGGGGCUGCUGUCAGCGAUAGUGAUUGGCAUUCUCAUAUCAAAGAAGCACUGACAGGGCCGCGUGGAGUUCACACGCCUGGUUUAAUACGACACCAACACAAACCCAACUCUAUAGUAAAUGUUUACAGGAAGUCUGAUCUGCUUGUGCACUGACAGAAUCUCCAUAACCAUGUAGCUUGGUGAGCUGACUUGCUUCUCUCCCACUUUGUCGUGUCUGUUUAUUUUCACCCGUCCGCGGCUGUUAACCCUCCACACAGGAAGUGCUUUAAAUGACCCAGAUAAGCUAAAAACAAAUCAGUGACAAACAUGACAUGGUUUGAGGAAAGUUCUCAUUUACUUUGUUUUUUAAUCUGUGUGUGUGUGUGUGUGUGUGUGUGUGUGUGUUAUCCAAGGACCAAUUUUUAAUCAUUUGAAAGUCACAGCUGACAGAAUAUGUAAGGUAUGUUUGCUGCUCCCUGUGUAACUCACACUGUACUGGGUUUUAAAGCAUGCUUCAAAACAAGAAAAAUAACACAUAUAUAUAUAUAUAUAUAUAUAUAUAUAUAUAUAUAUAUGUGUGUUUUUUUUUCUUGUGUCUUUCUUUUGUUUUUAUUAUCCGCUGUUGUCCAAAAAGCUGUGUAAAAUAUUCACAUCAAUAACAACAAUAUCCACUGAAGGUUUGCAUUAAAUGCUCCAUAGGACCCACAGUACUGAUGUAAAUAUUACUGCUUCUUAUUCACAACAUGAAGGAAUGCCAGGUAAAGCAGUGUCUAACUGUCAAAUGUAUCCAUGAAGAGGAACAAUUCACUUCAUCCAUUCAUUAGCUACUCUGAUCUAGCUACAGCUGAUGUGUCUCUGGCCCGCCUCCUACAGGUAGGAGACAAAAGUCUUUCAUUUAACCCGUCAUGUCAUGUAACCUGCACGACUAGUGCCAGGCAAAAAGUGUAUAAAUAUUACAGGUGAAUAAAAAAUCUAAUGAACACAAAGACUUUAAUGUCGUUAUAUACAAAAAAGAUAAACAAAACAAUACUUGCUGUAUGAAUACUGUGCAGAAUAUAGAAGACUGCACUGAAAGUGCAACCAGAAGUGGAAACUGCAAAAAAGAGAUGAGAAGGAGGGAUAAGAACCAAGUAAACCAUCACAGACUAGAUAUGACUCACUGGGGAAAUUCACUUGUUACAGCAGCGGGGUUGGGAGCAGACAGGUGUGAGGCAACAGCGCUAGCCACUAUUCCACCAUGUGGCCCUGCAGAAAACAUUACAUACUGAAUUGAUGUCAACCCCAAUGCAAGGCAGUCACACUCAGGAAGAGAAGGGGCUGAGAUUAACUGUUGUCUGCUGUAUUUCAGUAGAACAGCACAAACAGUGCUGUAGUCACAUGUAACUGUACUCAAUCAUGUUUACUAGAAGUGUAAAGCUAAAAGAGAAGAAGCCAAAUACAAAUGACCCUAACCCUUAUAACCCCCCCUCUUGUUCCGGCUCUGUUUUCAAAGUUCUCCAUUUAACUGGGAUGGGACAAUUCUGUAACUUACAGAAUUAAUAUGAAGCCAUCAAGGAGAAGGUUGCACACAAUAACAUGCAUUAAUACUGUGAUUUAAGAAGAAAACUCCACUCCAUCAUAUUCAUUCUGCUCAUAUACACUAACAUGAUUAUACACAACAUGCAGUGCUUACUUUCUUAUUCUUGAUUCAGUCUUAACGAGUGAAAGUUACACACAUACACGUACAGUACGUGUGUGUGUUAUCUCUGAGCUGCAGGGGCAGGGUCUGAUGUCCUGUCAUUAAACACUGGAGCUGCAGUGCUGUAGUUUGACCGUCUGGGGGCGCUUGUGAACCAGAUAUUUUCCAUUUGACAGUGUUUUUUGCGCUACAUUUCACAGUGUAGCCACUGCGUUCAUGUUUUAUCAACAGCGUCAGGAAGCCGUGAGUUUGUUGCGUUCAGAGUGACAAAGAUUAAAAUCAAACAAAAACAACCUGUAACAGUUGUUUCUCCCUAAGACGUUUCCAGUCUCCAAAGUGCUCGUGUUUGAGAGGGAAGAGCACUAACGGACAGCUGUGUGACAGAGCUGGAGCAGGCCUGUGGUUGCUAAUCUGUCCUUGUCAUUUGUUGCCAUUUCCCCAGAGCAGAGCUGACAGCUGCAGCAGAUAAAUGGCAGAUAGAGACAGUUAAGGAAGAGGAUAAAUUAUGGACACACUUGUCAAACAAUGUACAGAAUUUUUACAUUUCGUUUUUUUCCCCCCGAUUCAGUGGAAUUUAGGCUAAAACAAAAGAUAUGAAACUGUGAUAGAAACCCCUGAGUCUAACUGUGAGGUUCACACAACAAAGACUACAUCACAGUAACUCAUUAUCAAGGUCCAGAGGGAAUGACAC